AUGGCGCUAGCAACUCGUGACACCAUCGUUGUAGAUGUGGCAAUGGUUUGGCACACUCACUCAUUCGUUGGCAUUGAGUUGGUGGACAUGGAAAUUACGCUUCGACUUCUAGCCAGAGGACGGCAAUUACGUGGAGGCACACCGACUCAUCGCAGACGCCACGUUUCCACUUUUGAUGAAAGCAUUAUCAUCUCAGAGAGCAUUGUGGAGGCUGCCAUCAACUACGCGUACACAGGCAGCAUCACAAUCUCUGCGGCAAAUGUCACACGAAUCUAUCUGCUGGCACAUAAUCUCGGCUCCGACACCAUCGUCAAAUGGUGUGUGGAUUUUCUAAGGACGAGGUGGGUGAAGCUUUUCUGGGAGUUACAACCGACUGUCCUAAGGACUUCUCUAGACAAUGUAUCAGAAGUGUGGUCAGUAGCCAAUGUGGCUCCGAAUCGUGGAUUGAUGGAAUUGUGCGUUCCGUUGAUGACAAACCACUUUGAAGCUCUGUGUUUGCAAACGAUUUCUAAAUGGCGGGAUGCAGGACGCAGCGGGUGUGAUAUGGAGGAAAGGACAAAGGCGUUUGCAAUGAUGGUUUCCAAGCUUAACGUGAAUAAGCUGUCUCCACCCUGUCAAACCGAGUAUUGGAAAUUUGUGGAGAAAUAUUCAGGAAUGCUUGCUGCAGGUGAGCAACGUGAGCGUGUAAAUAGUUUGAGGGAUGCUCACUCGACUUCCAGUAUGCCAAGAGCGUGUCAUGGUAGCUCGGCCGUAAAUAUCCCAGCUAUCAGAAUCGUGGUUGUUGGUGGAUCCCAUAAUUAUUAUUCAAAUUACCUUUUAAAUUCUGCUCAAUUGUUGAUAGAAGAUCCUUUGGAUGAGAGUAGAUGGCGAUGGAUUGAGCUGAACCCGAUGUUAGAGGGACGCUCCAGACCAGGAAUUGCCUACUUUAAUGGAUGCGUGGUGGUUGCUGGAGGGCAAUCUGGUAAACUGCAUAUCACCAUUGAAUGUCUCCCCCUGACAUCAAUUGAACAACCCACAGCUCGGUGGACUCGCCUUCAUGGAGUUGAUAAGCUGUUCCCGAUUUUUACAUCGCUUGUCACAUUCAACAACAGGUUGAUAAUGUUGGAUGGGUUUUUCGUUCCAACACUUUAG
Molecule: messenger RNA, 1131 nt
Organism: Echinococcus granulosus
Lineage: Eukaryota; Metazoa; Platyhelminthes; Cestoda; Cyclophyllidea; Taeniidae
Exons: 5
Coding region: 1-1131 (376 amino acids)
Molecular function (GO): protein binding
Source: RefSeq, a predicted model, not a curated record